UGGAUGUUCCCUCGGACGGCACCAGGGCUCACGAACUUACAACUCGACCAGAGGAAGGAGGACACUUUUCAACAGGCUCCUGAGAAGAACCACAUUUUGGAUUUGACUUUCUGAAACUGAAAUUGUAAACUGAAACUGUAUUCCCGAGGAGACGGGGGCGUAUUAAAUAACGUCAUGGGACGAGUUGAGAAAAAUUAGGCUGCAUAAAAUAUGAAGCAAAACCGCUAUGGGAAUUUUGGCCGGUGACUGCAUCUUCGUUUCAGUUCCUUUUCGCUUUCAGACUGCAUAUAAAAUCCAUCUGGGUGCGUGAAAAAUAAACUCAUUCGAAUGCUACUUCUCUUCUUAAAGUUUUUUUCUUAAAAAGUUAAAAGCAGCACCAUCCUAUGACAUUUCGUCUAAACGGGGUUGGCAGUUAAGUUUUCUUUUGAUUUUCCUUGACCCUGCCCCAUUCUCGGUUUAUGCUUCUUAGUGCCACGUUUGAAUGUGCGUCUGCGCUCGCGUCGAUGGACAACUUCUGCCCUUGCGUUUCAAAACAUCUGCCACGGAGGAAGUUAGAUAAGGAUGACCGCUGCAUAAUCAAGUAAAAGGGACCGUCCCUCUUCUAGGUCAUCUGCUGAACUACGCUAAGGGCAUUUCUAUCCAGGGGUGGGCACGCGUGGUUCGCUGUGGACUGGGGGCGCAUUAGCUCCUAAAUCCACAAUGCUGGAUUGAAUACAGGGGCAUGGCAUCUGCGGUUUUCGAGGGCACGUCGCUUGUGAACAUGUACGUCAAAGAUUGUUGGGUGAACGGAAUCCGGCGGCUGAUAAUUAGCCAAAAGGGCGAGGAAGAAGAGUUCUUCGAGAUCCGGACUGAGUGGUCGGACAGGAACAUCCUCUACCUACAUCGGAGUUAUUCUGAUUUGGGAAGGUUGUUCAAGAGACUCGUGGAAUCCUUUCCCGAGGACAGAGGUGAUCUGGCGCAGUCGCCACUCAUAGACGGACUCGUGAAGAUAAAAGAGGCCCGCGACAUUGAGGCCAGACUGAACGAGGUGGAAAGACUACUGAAGAAUGCUAUCAAUAUGCCAAGGAAGUAUUCCAGGUCUGAGGUGGUGCUGACGUUCUUCGAGAGAUCGCCCUUAGACCAGGUGUUAAAAAAUGACAACGUUCACAAGAUCCAGCCGUGUUUCCAGAGUCCAGUCAAGAUAUCAGAAAUCAUGCGGUCCAAUGGGUUCUGUCUGGCGAAUACUGAGACCAUUGUGUAUGAUGAGAGCAUCCCUCACAGCAAAGAGAGACCUCCGUCCACAGACUCCAACGAGCACCCGUUUGAGAACAGUGAGGAGUUUCUGCCCGGCGAGCCCGACAACAUCGACGAGGACGCGGAGGCGUACCUCACCAACCUCUCCUACUACCACCUGGUGCCCUUCGAGACCGACAUCCUGGAGUGACGCGCCGCGCAGACUCCCCCCACGGACCCUGGCUCAGCGCCGCGCACACCGGUUUGGCUGCGAGUGCUUUCGCUCGGCUGCAGAGACCCUGACUGUUGAUUUGGCUGCGCAGACUGAGGUCCAAACGGGCAUCCUACCAGCAUAACUGCGCAGGCCCUGACGUGGCCGUAUUACGCGUUUGGAUGCGGAAUGAGAGCUUGGCCGCCGAUAUUUAGAAAUACACACAACUUCGGCCCGUUGCUCAGCACCCUGGAGAAUCUGGAGUGCGGAGGUAGAAGUAUGUGGCUUUUUUGGUGGUCGGUGAAAAAGACUGACACCGCCGGUUUGGGUGUUGGUCUCUUCUGCAGACCUGUUUUAUGUGUCCCCUCAGAGACAGCUGACAGCACCAUUCUGACCACACCCCUGUGUUUCGUCAUCACCUGAAGGAGAGGCUGCCUUCUCCCUUUCAGAAUCACCGACGUGCCUCACUCCCGCGGCCCCGCCCUCAUUGUCUCCAAACCCUGCAUUCUCUCAUGGAGAGCAGGGCCGCAUCUUACACACGGUGUGCGGAAGUCCGGACCCGCCCGUGCUGCCGCCUCCAGGAUCUCCACCACCCCCCUGCAGCGAACAGGAAAACAGGGGGACCGAACGAAUCUCACAGACGAAUUUCACCGGGCUUCUGCUGAGCCUAAGCAGAUAAGGCCGCCGGAAUAUUCUGGACUGUUGCCUGUCAGGUGACUGGAGUGGGCGCAGUUCCCAGCAUUCACUCAUACGUGGAAAAACUGGAAACUGAGCACAGGACAAGUUUGCUCUUCAGUUAUGACCCGCUUUUAUGUAGAGAGAGGAUACACCUGGCUUUGUAGGGAACAGAAGUGUAUAGAUGUGCUGUUUCAUUUACAGGCAAAUUACACAAAUGUAAUGUCAGAAGGAAGCAGCUGAUAUUUUUAAAUUUGGGUAAAUGGAAUGGAAACCUGGUGCUUUGCUUGUAUUGUAGGCGUGAAAAUGCUAACUUGCCGCUCAUCUUAAACUGUUUCGGAGUCUGGCAUUUGUUCAGGCUGGGAGUUACUAAAAUUGUAAAUGAUUGAAUGUCACUGUUUGACCUGAAGGGUGUUAAUGGUCUCAUUGGUCAAGGCCUUUAUCCAGUGCCUGCCUCUGCUGCACAGCUUACUCUUCAGCUGUAGUGUCUGCCUCAGCUGCGCAGCAUACUGUCCAGCUGCAGUACCUGCCUGAGCUGCACAGCUUACUCCUCAGCUGUAGUGUCUGCCUCAGCUACGCAGCAUACUGUCCAGCUGCAGUGCCUGCCUCAGCUGCACAGCUUACUCCUCAGUUGUAGUGUCUGCCUCAGCUGCGCAGCAUACUGUCCAGCUGCAGUGCCUGCCUCAGCUGCACAGCUUACUCCUCAGCUGUAGUGUCUGCCUCAGCUGCGCAGCAUACUGUC
Molecule: messenger RNA, 2840 nt
Organism: Megalops cyprinoides (Indo-Pacific tarpon)
Lineage: Eukaryota; Metazoa; Chordata; Actinopteri; Elopiformes; Megalopidae
Product: PX domain-containing protein 1-like
Exons: 5
Coding region: 722-1423 (233 amino acids)
Molecular function (GO): phosphatidylinositol binding
Source: RefSeq, a predicted model, not a curated record